Bufo gargarizans (Asiatic toad) is the source of this 524-nucleotide messenger RNA. RefSeq names its product C3a anaphylatoxin chemotactic receptor-like. The transcript has 4 exons. Gene Ontology annotation, cellular component: plasma membrane. The coding region runs from base 117 to 482 and encodes 121 amino acids. NCBI's taxonomy places the organism in Eukaryota, Metazoa, Chordata, Amphibia, Anura, Bufonidae. The record is from RefSeq and is a predicted model, not a curated record. Gene Ontology annotation, molecular function: N-formyl peptide receptor activity; complement receptor activity. Gene Ontology annotation, biological process: complement receptor mediated signaling pathway; positive regulation of cytosolic calcium ion concentration; inflammatory response.
UUCUCAGCAUUUAUAAUGCCAGCUGUAGAGGAGACAGGAACUACAAGACCAUCUCUUCAAAAGUAGCAGGAUUUUCCAGUGUAGGCAUUGACUCUGGGUGGACGAGAAAAGCCAAUAUGGAGCUGAGUAAUGACACUAUACGAAACAUGACUGCGGAUUAUGGGAAUUUGAGCUUCAGUGACCUAUGGGAUUCAAUCUCCAACCUCAAAGUAUUAGAUGACACCGUAGAUCCCACAUAUAUUUCCUAUACUAUAUUAGAACACAUACCCACCAUGUGCAUCAUAUGGUACAGCAUCACUUUAAUUUUGGGGGUCAUCGGAAAUGCUUUGGUCAUCUGGAUUGCCGGCUCCAGGACAAGGACUGUCAAUGCCGUGUGGUUUCUCAACUUGGCCAUCGCAGAUUUCAUCACAUGCGUCUCUCUUCCUUUACGUAUUUCAGAGUGGGCUUUGUACUUGGACAUUACCUUUGAUCAUUUCUUGUAAAACGUGAGGAACCCCCAACCACAUCAUCUGAAUUAGAAGUCG